CCGCAGUCCAUGUCAGAAGCUGGGAAGACUCCUGUCCUCUCACUUUAAUCAGUUCUAUUUACCCCCAAGUUCAAUUUUGGCCAAAACAGCAAUUUGUGGAAAUGUUGACUUUGGGCAGAGGAUUCUGUAUCAUCACCGGAGCGUCGAAGGGGUUUGGUCGUUCACUGGCACAUGAGGUGUCCCACUUGCUGGAGCCAGGCUCCGUCCUCCUGCUGGUGGCUCGCUCUGGGUCUUUGCUGGAGGAGUUGAAGGAAGAGAUCUACAGCUUCACUGACAAACAGCAGCUGGCGGUUCACUGUGUCACAGCUGAUCUGAGCACACGGGAAGGAGUGACUGAAACAGUGAGGUUGGCAAAGCAGGAAGCGGUCAAUGAACUGGAUCAUGUGCUCUUAAUUAACAACGCUGGCUCUUUGGGUAACAUUUCCAGCUUUGGGAGUUUCACUGAUAUCGAAAAAGUGAAUUCCUAUCUCACGUUCAACGUGAGCUCAGCUCUGGCACUGACGGCUGGACUCCUGCAGGUGUUCCCGUGCAGGGCUGACCUGCGGUGGAGUGUGGUGAACAUCUCGUCAAUAUUUGCGCUGAAGGCCUUGCCUUCGUGGGUGCUGUACUGCACUGCUAAAGCAGCCAGGAUGAUGAUGUUCAGCGUGCUGGCCGAGGAGGAGCCAAAUAUCAAAGUCCUCAGCUAUUCUCCAGGUCCCAUGGACACGGAGAUGCAGGAGGAUAUUCAGAGGCAGUCAGGCAUCGCUUACAGUCUGUUUCCCUGCCACGUGUCUGCAGCCAAACUGAUGAAGUUGAUUCUCGACAAUGACUUCCCCUCAGGGAAGCACCUUGACUUCUUUGAAGUGUGACGUCAACGGAUAACUAAUUAUCAUAUAAUGUCAUUCUUUUUAAUAAAGUUAAAAACUCUGGG
Molecule: messenger RNA, 910 nt
Organism: Solea solea (common sole)
Lineage: Eukaryota; Metazoa; Chordata; Actinopteri; Pleuronectiformes; Soleidae
Gene: sprb
Product: sepiapterin reductase b
Exons: 4
Coding region: 102-848 (248 amino acids)
Biological process (GO): tetrahydrobiopterin biosynthetic process
Molecular function (GO): sepiapterin reductase (NADP+) activity
Source: RefSeq, a predicted model, not a curated record